AUCCUCCGCCGCAAGUUUGCGAGGCUUCAGGUGUUGGAUUGGGACGAGCUAUCUGUGAUCAAGUUGACGACGAGAAGUCCGACCUUAUUCGAGACAGUGAGGGCUUGCCAACCGAUGCAAUUUCUCGCUCGGAGGGGUAUCCCGUCAUCACCCGGGACACCAAGUUGUCGAGCUUGGAUGCAGUGAUACCUGACUAUCAUCCUUAUCGGCUAGUGGCGGGGACAGAGGAGCUAGAGGCUAUCGACCUUUUUUAUGGCGCCGACAAAGUGGUUGGGUCCUCUAAGGGUGAGAGCUGUAAUACCAGUGCUAAUAGUAAGAAAUCUAAGGCGUUGGAGCCUCAGACGGCGGAGAAUCCCAAGGAAUUAUGCUCAGUUGAUCCGCCGGAGCUCCCUGCCGCGGCGGCCACCCCCUCCGCCUCCCUUGCUACUCCGGCCGCUGCAGAAGGAGGUGCGGCAGCUAAUGUGGAUAAGCCGAAGACCUCGUUAGCUUCCUGGAAACAGCACCAAGGUUUCGAGACGACCUCGCCCUGGUGCAGGCUUCUCGCAGAGUCCACGCAGAACCCCACUGUUUCUGUGUACACAACCAAUUUCUUGGUGGGGGCAAGCAAACAUGCCAAUCUCUUGAUCCGGGAUCAGACGGUCAGUGCAAUUCUGUGUUCCAUAAGGCUUUCACAGCGCGACGACAAACCUGUUGCGGUACUUGAAAUUCGGGGAAGCAAAGGAUGUGUGCAAGUCAACGGGAGAACAAUUAAGAAGAACACUAGUUGCAAUCUCAAUUCUGGGGAUGAAGUGGUUUUCGGAUUUCUUGGAAGUCAUGCAUAUAUUUUCCAGCAGUUGCCUUAUGACAGUAUAAUAAAAACCCCUCCACCAGAUAUUCAAACUAAUGCUGGGAAGUUGGUUCAAGUUGAAAGACGGGCAGGGGAUGCUUCAGCCGUUGCGGGUGCUUCAAUUUUGGCAUCACUUUCUAAUCUGCGACAAGAUUUAUCUCGACUUAAGCCUACAUCACUGACCAGCGGUAAAAAUUACCGAGGGAGUGAUCUUCCUUCCUCUCCCCUAAUUAAUGAAGAUGAUCUUGAUGGUCAAGAAGUUAAUUCAGCUACAAAUUUAGGUGCUGAAGCAGCUGGAGAUGUAGGGGGAGCUACCAGCAAGAUCCUUCCUCUUGAUGGCAAUGUAGAAGCUGGCUUAGAGGAUGAGAGAGAUUGGCUUAAGGAUUUGGCCCCGGUAUCUUUAUCAGUUAUGUGUUCACGAACUAAAGCGUUUAGAGAAGGCAUACUUGCAGCUAUUCUCGAUGGCCAGGACCUGGAGGUUUCAUUCGAUAAUUUCCCAUACUAUUUGAGUGAGAGCACAAAAAGUGUGCUAGUUGCAGCUUCCUACAUACAACUGAGGCACCGAGAUCACGUUAAAUUUACUUCUGAGCUUCCGACAUUGAAUCCAAGAAUUUUACUUUCUGGUCCCGCAGGGUCUGAUAUUUAUCAGGAGAUGUUGGUAAAGGCGCUUGCUCAUUACUUUGGGGCGAAAUUGCUCAUAUUCGACACCAAUUCAUUUCUGGGAGGUACUUCAAAGGAUGCUGAGCUGAAAGAGGGGAACAAUGCAGAAAAGGUGUGUAGCACUAGCAAACAUAUUUCUGGGUCCCCAGAUACUGCCAAGGACAUUGGCCAUUCAUCUGGUGAAGUAGAUGCCUCUAAUUUGCUGAGUAAUCCCCUUGGUUUAGAAUUGCGGACGAGAAUUGAAACUGACAACGUGCCUUCUUCAUUUAAUGCAACCAAGAGCAAUUCUUUUAAAUUGGGUGAUAGAGUCAAAUUCGUUGGUCCAGCCUCUUGUAGUUUAUACUCUAGUUCCACCAGGGGCCCAACUCCUGGAAUGCGGGGGAAGGUUCUUUUGCCAUUUGAAGAUAAUCCUCUUUCGAAAAUUGGUGUAAAAUUUGACAAACCUAUGCAAGAUGGGCUUGAUUUUGGAGGUCUUUGUGACAAUGGACAUGGAUUCUUUUGCAAUGCCAAUGAGCUACGCGUGGACACUUCAGGUGUGGAGGAUUUGGACAAGUUACUUAUUAACACAAUGUUUGAGACUGUGUUUGAUGUGAGCCAAGAAUCCCCUUUCAUUUUGUUUAUGAAAGAUGCUGAGAAGUCCAUGGCAGGAAACUCUGAAUCAUAUGCUGUAUUUAAGACCAAGCUGGAGAAGCUUCCUAACAAUGUUGUAAUUAUUGGUUCACAGACUCAAACUGACAACCGUAAAGAAAAGUCUCAUCCUGGUGGUUUGCUUUUCACGAAAUUUGGGAGCAACCAGACUGCUUUGCUUGACCUGGCUUUUCCUGAUAGUUUUGGGAGGUUGCAUGACAGGGCUAAGGAUAUUACUAAGGCAAACAAGCUCUUAUCCAAACUUUUCCCAAAUAAAGUGACAAUUCACUUGCCUCAGGACGAGACCCUUCUAGUCAGUUGGAAGCAGCAAUUGGAACGAGAUGCUGAAACUCUAAAACUGAAAGCAAAUCUGAAUAAUUUACGGACUGUUCUCAAUCGUAACGGGUUGGAGUGUGAUGGACUUGAAACGUUGAACAUUAAAGACCAAGCACUAACAAAUGAGAGUGCGGAAAAGGUGGUUGGAUGGGCUUUAAGCCAUCAUUUGAUGACAGAUCCUGAAGCUGAAGCUGAAACAGAUACCAGGCUUGUGUUGUCUAGGGAGAGCAUUCAAUAUGGAAUUGGCAUUCUACAUUCCAUCCAAAAUGACUCCAAGAGUUCAAAGAAGUCCCUCAAGGAUGUCGUGACUGAGAAUGAAUUUGAGAAGAGGCUUCUGGCUGAUGUGAUCCCUCCCAAUGAUAUUGGUGUGACAUUUGAUGAUAUAGGAGCACUCGAGAAUGUCAAAGAUACCUUGAAGGAGUUGGUGAUGCUUCCUUUACAGCGUCCAGAACUUUUCUGCAAGGGGCAACUGACAAAGCCUUGCAAGGGCAUAUUGCUAUUUGGCCCCCCUGGAACAGGAAAGACUAUGCUUGCAAAGGCUGUUGCAACUGAAGCUGGUGCGAAUUUCAUUAACAUUUCAAUGUCCAGCAUAACCUCAAAGUGGUUCGGUGAGGGUGAGAAAUAUGUCAAGGCUGUCUUUUCUCUGGCUAGCAAGAUAGCUCCUAGUGUGAUAUUCGUUGAUGAAGUUGAUAGCAUGCUGGGCCGAAGGGAAAACCCAGGAGAACAUGAGGCCAUGCGUAAAAUGAAAAAUGAAUUCAUGGUGAACUGGGAUGGACUGCGGACAAAGGACAAAGAACGUGUUUUGGUACUUGCUGCCACAAACAGGCCUUUUGACCUUGAUGAGGCUGUGAUUAGGAGGCUGCCACGCAGGUUGAUGGUCAAUUUGCCGGAUGCUGCUAAUAGAGCCAAGAUCCUUCGAGUUAUUCUGGCCAAAGAGGACCUUUCCCCUGAUGUUGACCUGGAUACAGUUGCGAGUAUGACUGAUGGUUAUUCAGGAAGCGAUCUUAAGAAUUUGUGUGUGACAGCUGCCCAUCGCCCCAUAAGAGAGAUUCUGGAGAAGGAGAAAAAGGUAAUGUUUCCCAAUCCCGCCUGUGUUCCACCUGAUCAAUCUUGA
Molecule: messenger RNA, 3563 nt
Organism: Striga hermonthica
Lineage: Eukaryota; Viridiplantae; Streptophyta; Magnoliopsida; Lamiales; Orobanchaceae
Source: the annotation of a GenBank genome assembly